ACACGAUGAGGACCACUCGCGCUAUGGAGCUCCCGGAGGACUUCUGGAUUCCCAUCAAUCUGGACACUGACAAUAUCACAGCCCUUAGCCCCUUCCUGGUCCCUCAGGACCACUUGGGGAGUUCAGGCACAUUCUAUGCCAUGGCGGGAUUCAUGUUAUUCAUAUUUGUGGUUGGCACGGGCAUCAACACGCUCACCAUCGCAUGCACCAUGAAAUACAAGAAGCUUCGGUCCCACCUCAACUACAUCCUGGUGAACUUGGCAGUGGCAAACCUUCUUGUGUCCUGUGUGGGCUCUUUCACCGCCUGCUGCUCGUUCGCUUCCAGGUACUUCAUCUUUGGACCAUUAGCAUGCAAGAUUGAGGGUUUCAUGGCAACACUUGGAGGGAUGGUCAGCCUGUGGUCUCUGGCUGUGGUAGCUUUUGAAAGAUGGCUGGUCAUCUGUAAGCCCCUUGGCAACUUCGCCUUCAAGCCGGACCACGCUUUAGCAUGCUGUCUGUUCACCUGGGUGUUUGCAAUGUUUGCCGCAGUACCGCCGUUGGUUGGGUGGAGCAGGUACAUCCCCGAGGGCCUGCAGUGCUCCUGCGGGCCGGACUGGUACACCACAAACAACAAAUAUAACAACGAGUCCUACGUGAUGUUUCUCUUCUGCUUCUGCUUUGCCGUUCCCUUUGCCACAAUCAUAUUCUGCUACUCCCAGCUGCUCAUCACCUUGAAAAUGGCAGCAAAGGCUCAAGCUGAGUCUGCCUCCACCCAGAAGGCCGAGCGGGAGGUGACCAGGAUGGUGGUGGUCAUGGUGCUGGGCUUCAUAGUGUGCUGGAUGCCCUACGCCUCCUUCGCUCUCUGGGUCGUCAACAACCGCGGGCAAACGUUUGACCUGAGGCUGGCCACCAUACCCUCCUGUCUGUCCAAAGCCUCCGCCGUCUACAAUCCAGUUAUCUAUGUCGUCUUCAAUAAGCAGUUUCGUUCAUGCAUGUUAGCGAUGCUGGGGAUGGGCGGCCUUGAGGAGGAAAGUUCAACACAAUCAGUGACAGAAGUGUCCAAAGUUGGACCAGCUUAGACCUGAGACACCAACGCUCGCUUUCCCCU
Molecule: messenger RNA, 1087 nt
Organism: Salarias fasciatus (jewelled blenny)
Lineage: Eukaryota; Metazoa; Chordata; Actinopteri; Blenniiformes; Blenniidae
Product: blue-sensitive opsin-like
Exons: 5
Coding region: 6-1058 (350 amino acids)
Biological process (GO): visual perception; G protein-coupled receptor signaling pathway; phototransduction
Cellular component (GO): membrane
Molecular function (GO): G protein-coupled receptor activity
Source: RefSeq, a predicted model, not a curated record